Cucurbita pepo subsp. pepo (vegetable marrow) is the source of this 927-nucleotide messenger RNA. RefSeq names its product transcription factor MYB41-like. NCBI's taxonomy places the organism in Eukaryota, Viridiplantae, Streptophyta, Magnoliopsida, Cucurbitales, Cucurbitaceae. The record is from RefSeq and is a predicted model, not a curated record.
UUGUGCUUGAAAAUGGGUCGAUCUCCUUGUUGUGAUGAAAUUGGUGUCAAGAAAGGGCCAUGGACGCCGGAGGAAGACAAGAAAUUGAUUGAUUUUGUGGCAAGAAAUGGCCAUGGAAGUUGGAGGAAUCUCCCGAAGCUUGCGGGUUUGAAUAGGUGCGGAAAAAGUUGCAGGUUGAGAUGGACUAACUAUCUUCGACCUGAUAUUAAGAGAGGGAAGUUCUCGGAAGAAGAAGAAUCCGCUAUUAUUAAGCUUCAUUCAGUUCUUGGGAACAGAUGGUCGAAAAUCGCUAGCCAUUUUCCCGGGAGGACAGACAACGAAAUCAAGAACUUUUGGAAUACCCAUUUGAGGAAGAAACUUCUACAAAUGGGUAUCGAUCCAAACACUCACAAGCCAAGAACAGACCUAAAUCAUUUGCUCAACAAUUCUCAAUUGUUCAAUGGGAUAGCAAAUUAUCUAAACAAUGAUCAUCUCAAGUUACAAGCAGAACUAGUCAAGCUCCAAUUACUACAAAAUCUAUGCCAACUUCUAAACCCUACCACACCUUCUCAAGCACUACCCAGCACCCCCCUCGAUCGCCUUCAAAACCCUAACUCUAACCCGUCUCGAGCUAGCUUUUCGACCCAAAACCCUAACUCUAGCCAGCUUCAAGCUGGUUUUACGAGCGGGUUCAUGUCGGGGUCGGGUUUUGAAUACGAGGACAAGAAUAAAGCUAAGAUGGAAGAAAUGGAAAAUUUUGAUUAUGUUCAAGUUGAGAAUUAUUAUCCAAUUCUUCCUCCAUUGACUUCAGAGAGUGAAACAAAUCCAUUGGGUUGCUCCACCAAUUCAAACUCACCUUCUUCAUCUUCUUCAAUUUUUGAUAGCUUGGAGUCUUUGAUGAAUGAGGACGAACCAAGUGAAUCGUACUGGAAUAAUCUUCUACGGUAA